Messenger RNA from Capra hircus (goat), 1764 nucleotides. RefSeq names its product glutamate decarboxylase 1-like. Lineage: Eukaryota; Metazoa; Chordata; Mammalia; Artiodactyla; Bovidae. The record is from RefSeq and is a predicted model, not a curated record. Gene Ontology annotation, molecular function: pyridoxal phosphate binding; carboxy-lyase activity. The transcript is spliced from 14 exons. Gene Ontology annotation, biological process: carboxylic acid metabolic process. Gene Ontology annotation, cellular component: cytoplasm. The coding region runs from base 1 to 1764 and encodes 587 amino acids.
AUGUCAAGACAGAAAACCACACCGCGGCCAAACCCUUUCUGCAGCGGCACGCUCACUAUUGCAACCCACCACCCCGUGCUACUACACGCCUCCUUGUACUGUGACCCAAGAGGGCCACGAAACAGGGAGAUGCCGCGACACAAAGCGUGUCACAACACGCACGCAGAGCCACGCCGGAGACGCCCGCACACCGCGAUGUGUCAGAGCGUGCCGCGCGGAUUGCGAGAGCGUGGCACAACGGAGGGAGUGUCACAAGCGCCCCCUGGGAGUCUUUUUUCUCUAGAUUUGUUGCCAUCCAAGGAGGGCGAAGAUUUAACAAAGUGUUUUCUGCUGCGAGUGGUAAAUAUUCUUCUGCACUACAUUGAGAAAACUUUUGAUGUUAAGAGUAAAAUAUUGGACUUUCAUCAUCCUCAUCAGCUUCUUGAAGGUUUGGAUGGGUUUGACUUAGAACUGUCUGACCAUCCUGAAUCUCUGGAGCAGUUGCUGGUUGAUUGCACAGACACCUUAAAAUAUGGUGUAAAAACAGGACAUCCUCGCUAUUUUAACCAGCUCUCCAGCGGGCUAGAUGUGAUUGGACUUGCAGGGGAAUGGUUGACAGCCACUGCAAAUACCAACAUGUUUACCUAUGAAAUAGCUCCAGUAUUUACUGUCAUGGAAACAGUUCUUCUUAAGAAAAUGUGUGAAAUUAUUGGCUGGAGAGAAACAGAAGCAGAUGGAAUAUUUUCACCUGGUGGGAGUAUAUCAAACCUCUAUGGUAUAUUAGUAGCUCGUUAUAAGCAAUAUCCAGAGAUAAAAGCAAGAGGCAUGGCCGUCCUCCCAUGCAUUGUAUUGUUUGUUUCUGAACAAGGUCAUUAUUCCAUAAAGAAAGCUGCAGCCACUCUUGGUAUUGGGACAGAUAAUGUAAUCGAAGUUAAAUGUGAUGAAAGGGGAAAGAUGAUUCCAGCUGAGUUAGAGAAAAAUAUAUUACAAGCUCAAAGAAAGGGCCAGACUCCUUUCUGUGUGGUGGCCACAGCUGGCAGCACCGUGUUUGGGGCCUUCGACCCGCUCCAUGACAUCGCAGAUAUUUGUGAGAUACACAGACUCUGGAUGCACGUGGAUGCAGCUUGGGGAGGUGGAUUGCUGUUGUCCAGAAAGCAUUCCUAUAAACUCAGUGGCAUUGAAAGGGCCGACUCCGUGACCUGGAACCCCCACAAACUCAUGGGUGUGCCCCUUCAGUGCUCUGCUCUCCUGACCCGGGAAAAAGGUCUUCUGGGAGCAUGCAACCAGAUGCAGGCUGAAUACCUUUUCCAGCCUGAUAAAGUCUACAAUAUUAACUUUGACACCGGGGAUAAAACUGUUCAAUGCGGCCGACAUGUUGAUGUCUUUAAGCUCUGGUUAAUGUGGAAGGCAAAGGGAACCUAUGGCUUUGAGGUACAGAUUGACAGAUAUAUGGAACUUGCAAAAUACUUCUAUAAAGUUUUAAAGAAAAAAGAUAACUUUAAGCUUGUAUUUGAUGCAGAGCCUGAGUUCACCAAUGUCUGCUUCUGGUAUUUCCCACCAAGACUUAAACACAUCCCAAAAAGUUUUGAAAGAGAUCAAGAACUGCAAAAGAUUGCUCCAAAGAUUAAAGCACAGAUGAUAGUGGAAGGUACAGUCAUGCUCAGCUACCAGCCCUGUGGGGACAAAGUAAAUUUUUUCCGAAUGGUCUUUUCUAAUCCUGCCACAAGACAAACAGAUGUUGACUAUCUUAUUGAUGAAAUUCAAAGACUUGGGAAAGAUUUAUGA